Molecule: messenger RNA, 932 nt
Organism: Amphibalanus amphitrite
Lineage: Eukaryota; Metazoa; Arthropoda; Thecostraca; Balanomorpha; Balanidae
Product: succinate dehydrogenase assembly factor 4, mitochondrial-like
Exons: 4
Coding region: 141-497 (118 amino acids)
Biological process (GO): mitochondrial respiratory chain complex II assembly
Cellular component (GO): mitochondrion
Source: RefSeq, a predicted model, not a curated record
GUAAACAAAAAUGAUUACAUAAGGAAAAUGCAGAUUGAGAUAGGACGAUCACAAAGCUGAAUUCAAGGCGUUUGAACAUAGUUUUUUUUUAAUAAAAGUAUCUUGUCUUGUCUUAACUUUGAAGAGGCUCCGAUCUUGAGAUGGCUGCUCAACUGCUGAGAACAGCAUUAAGUCACCAAUGCUUGCAGCUUCAAAAUGAGAUUCGUUUGACAGCUGCCCGUGCUCUUAGCGUUUCGGCGCAAGCAAAGCAAGAAACACCCAAGGAUGGAGUGACAUGUGGCCGAAGUGCUACCAAUAACCCGGUGAAAGCGAAAACGCCCAUAGGUCGACUGGACGAGCCAGAAGAGGGCGCUCGCCACCCGUACCAGGAGAAGGAGCCGCUGCCAGAGUUCCCGGACGGUGUGAACCCGAGCACCGGCGAGAUUGGCGGCCCGCGCGGCCCCGAGCCCACCCGCUACGGAGACUGGGAGCGCAAGGGACGCGUCACAGACUUCUGAGCAUAGAUCUCUGACAGAAGCAUAGACUUCUCAGAGGCACAGAGUCGGGUGGUCCCUAGUGCAGAGCUGAGCGAUCGUGCGGCGGAUGGUGAUGUGGUGUUGUGUGCAGGCUGGUUGAAGAACUCCGGAUGUCAUUGAAUGAUCUGCGGGCUCUGCGAGCUGCUUGCGCCGGUUGUGAGAUCAUGAAGCGCCUGUUCGAGAUGUAGGGUGCUUUUGAAUGUGGACUGUGUGUCAGUCGUUCCCAAGCUUUAGUGGUUUUCUGACAGGAUUCAUGCAUACGUUAUGCUCACCUUAGGUUGUUAGCCAGGUUUAGAGACAUCACUAGAAAGACAAUAGACGGCAGUUUUUUUCAAACGACUCAUAUUCUCCUGUGACUCGUAGUCAGUUAUGCUGAACGGUAGUGCAAUACUGUGCAAAUACAUGUCUUGUUCUUCA